Molecule: messenger RNA, 858 nt
Organism: Zonotrichia albicollis (white-throated sparrow)
Lineage: Eukaryota; Metazoa; Chordata; Aves; Passeriformes; Passerellidae
Source: RefSeq, a predicted model, not a curated record
AUGGGCAUAGGAAUGGGUGCCCAGGGCUAUGUUGCAACCAACGGUUUCUCAAAGAACACUUGCAUCAUUGCUACAACCAGCAAGAGGCUUUGGCUUGGCAAACCCUUUCCUACACCACCUCCAGGAGACAAGAUUUUGACUGCAGUCCUUCUAGGACUCGUCCUGACUCCAGCCCUUGCUGAUUAUUCUCAGCAGUCGGGCAACAACUGCCAGGUCUCUGUUGGUGGUGUUUUCCAAAAUCUGACUCUCAGUAGUCUGACACGUGUGGUGGUUAUUGAACAAAGGAGCGACCAGUUCUCAUGGAAAACCGUCUGGAACUACAACACGGGCAUCAUUGCAACCAAAUUGGUGCAACAGAACACCUGCUACAUUUCUGUCAUGAACAGAAAUGAGAUGCCCAGCUUUGAGAGUCUGGCCCACAUGGCUUCACAGAAUGGGAACCAGAUGGGUCUUGGAAGACCUAGCAAGAAGAUCACCUUUGUCACCAAUGGACUGGUCAACAACGUCAGCUCCUAUGGAAUAGAAAUCUCAGCUAUGUGCAGUGGACUCACCACCUACAUUGCUACUGAAGUUCACAAUUUGCAGGGACCCCAGGUGAAUCUGGGAUCAUGCAUUACCCUGGAUGUUCUGAGAAUUGUGGAACUGGAUUACUGUGGUGGCAAUGGCAACUGGAAUGGCAAUAUCCCGUCUCAGCAGAUUCCAGGUGGCAUCUUCAACAACACACAGGGCAGCCAAACACAUGUCGUCAUCAUUGGUGGCAACUCCCAAAUUGUGACCAUCAACAGGCAAUGGCGUGUGGCAAUCAUUGAGCAAACGAGCAUCAGUGGGUCCUGGAAAACCAUCUGGAACUACAACACG